AUGCGUCCGGACAAUUCACGAAUGAAGGCGCUACGAACAUUGUAUGGUAUUUUCAUAGUCGUUGGUAUUGCAAUAUCAUGGGUCGGUUCGACACAAUUUGCGAAGAGUACAUAUACAAGUUCAUUUGAUGCGCCGUGGUUUGUAGUCUGGUUUUCAACAAUAUGGAUGUCGCUUUGUUUCCCUGUGAUCUCGCUUUGCUAUCGUCUCAUCAAAGGUUGGGGCUUUCGUACGAGUUUUACGAAGGCUCAAAAUGUUUUUGGUGAUCGAGGGCUAUGUCCGAUCACGUUACUAACGCGUUGUUUACCAUUUGUCAUAAUCUGGUGUGGAUGCAACUACAUGUACACACGAUCCUUGUACGUUUUAUCCGCAACCGAUGUCACUGCCUUAUUCAGUUCUACCCCUGCCUUUGUGUUUGUGCUCUCUCUUCUACUUCUGAAGGAUGAAUUAUUCUCAUGGCGACGUCUCCUAGCAACACUGAUCUCUAUAGGAGGUAUAGUAGUGAUUGCGUAUAGCAACGGUUUUACUGGAACGACAAUGAUUGGUGUCCUCCUCGCUGUGGGAUCUGCGGUACUGGCGGCAAUGUACAAGGUGACAUUCAAGUUAUUUAUCGGCAAUGGUGGUAUUGGGCAAGUCAGUCUUUUUCUCACUUGCCUUGGGUUAAUAAACCUGCUCUGUUUUUGGCCAAUACUGGAAAUAAUGCACUUUACUCAUUAUGAGCAUAUAAACUGGCACCAUAUACCAUGGUCGUAUCUUUGUGGCUCAGCUGCGCUUGGAUUAGCGUUUAACUUUCUAAUCAACUUCGGGAUAGCAUUCACAUUCCCUUUAUUCAUCUCUCUUGGGACGGUGCUGGGUAUACCACUAAACGCUGCCGUGGAUGCAGCCUGGCGAGCUGCCCCCUUCUCCUGGUUAAAGGGGACCGGUGCGGUUAUGAUUAUAGUUGGAUUUAUUUUGAUGUCAUUCCGCACCAAAGACGAAGGAUCUGAAGAAGAUUCAUCCACACCUCAAAUGAGUUCAGCUCUGUUUGUACACAACACAAAGAAACAACUGCUGGAAUCUUCUUGA
Molecule: messenger RNA, 1062 nt
Organism: Paramuricea clavata
Lineage: Eukaryota; Metazoa; Cnidaria; Anthozoa; Malacalcyonacea; Plexauridae
Source: the annotation of a GenBank genome assembly